Lagopus leucura (white-tailed ptarmigan) is the source of this 4163-nucleotide messenger RNA. It is a transcript of the gene SELPLG, whose product is annotated as selectin P ligand. NCBI's taxonomy places the organism in Eukaryota, Metazoa, Chordata, Aves, Galliformes, Phasianidae. The record is from RefSeq and is a predicted model, not a curated record. Bases 409 to 1590 code for a protein of 393 amino acids. Gene Ontology annotation, biological process: leukocyte tethering or rolling; hemopoiesis. The transcript is spliced from 2 exons. Gene Ontology annotation, cellular component: plasma membrane.
UGUGCCAUCCCAUGGGGUCAGCUCUCAGGGAUCUGUGCCUGCACCGUGCCAUGGGCGCUGCCAGCUUUUGCACUGCCUUUCCUAUCACUUCUGCUUUCACUUGUGCUUUGAGCACAAGCCCCAGCGUGCAGGCUCGGAGAAGCAGGGCAGUGGAAUAGCCACGGGACCAUCAUCCUGGUAAAGGAGCAGGAGGCUGAUUUCUGGGGUGCACACAGCCCCCUGGCCUCCGGUGUCAGCGUCACGUCCUCUUCUUGCAAGGCUCCAAAACCGCAGCCACAUUUCCUGCCUGCCUCACUGGGGAGUUGCAGGCGGAGCGCAGCCCACGACACCCCUGGGUUUGGGACCUCAGCAGCGACAGCCACCGGUGCUGCAGCUCGGGGUCCCUCAACAUCCCCCGGCACAGGUCCCAUGGCACUGGGCUACACUGUGCUGCUGGCACUGCUGCUCAGCACCCUGCAGGACUGCAGGCCCCGGCCCACGCAGCAGGACCUGCAGUGGGUCUGGGGGGCAGCAGAGAAGAUCCCGGCUGAGCCCCCGCUGCCCUUCCGCAGAAGAAGAGCUGAUGCUGGACCCCACAGCACCACUGUGAUGCCUGUUAGCAAUGAGAUUGCAUCCCCUGGGCAUGACAUGCUGAUGGAGCCGGAUAACAUCACUGGGCAGCCCAAACCUUUGGUGGUCACCACAGCAGGUCAAAUGGAUGACUCUGCUGAGCCUUAUGCACUGCUGGACACGGAGGCAGACAACACCUCCAGCCAGGCCUUGGUGCCGACCACGGCCAGUUCCUUGGGUAAGACCGAUUCCCCCCAGUCUCAGCUCUUGGGCACAAAGUCACCACCGCAGCCAGGCAACACCCCCAGGCAAGCCAAGGCCUCGCUGGUCACCACAGUGAAUCCAUUGAAUGAGACCAACACCCCUGAGCCCACUGUGCUGCUGGGCUUGGAGCUGACAUCAAAGAUGAACGACAGCACCAGCAAAGCCAAGGCCUUGGUGGUCACCACAAUGGAUCCUUCGGAUGAGACUGACUCUCCUGAGACAGCGCCCAGUACAGCACCCCAAAGCAGCAGCACCAUUGUGCCCAACCAGCUGAUGGAAUCCACAGGGCAUGGCACGGAUGGGACCGUCACCAGUGACACGGACAUCUCCACGGAGCCAGGCUCAGCUCUUCUCCCCACCACCACAUUUUCCAAAAAAACUGGCUCUCACCCUCCAUGGGAGGUGGACACAACACCUUUAUCCACGAAACCAUGGGGGACCACAGCGUCGGAGCCCUCCGAUGACCUGUGGGAUAACAGCUCGCUGAUGAACAAGUGCCUGCUGGCCAUCCUGCUGCUGGCACUGGUGGCCGGGCUCUUCAUGGUGUGCACGGCAGUGCUGGGCACCUUGCUUUGGCGGCGGGUGAGGACGGCUCGUCGGCAGCUCGGCCCCACCGAGAUGAUUUGUAUUUCCUCCCUGCUGCCCGAUAGCGAGCGUGCUGCCAGCAAUGGUCCCCGGCGUGGCAUCCCUGUGCGUCACAGGCUGCUGGUCGAUGCCAGCUCCGAAGCUGAUGGUGAUAACCUGACGCUCAGCAGCUUUCUGCCGGAGCAUUCCUGAAGCAUCAUGGUGAUGGAACAGCGUGGGGUCCGCUGCUGGUGCCACCACUGUUCGCCUUGGAACUGUAUGGAAAAGACUCAUCCACCCCAUUAAAAUGCCUCUGCUACACAGAUGCGGUGAUCUCUCAGUGCCUGCCCACAUCCCCAUCCUGAAAUAUUGCUUCUCCAUCCUCCUCCUCUGAUGGCAGCAGCAGAAAUGAAACCCUCCCAGGGUGCAGAGCGUAUGGAGAUGGUGAUCCCAGGGUUCCCAACCUCAUGCUGGGAGUGGAAAGGGUGGUGGUGCUGCAGUGGGUGUGUUUGUGGCUUAACAUGCUCCUGCCUGCAGUCAAAUGCAAUGGGGCAAGGGGAUGACACUGGGGCUGGUAGGGUGCUGCUGGCCUGUAUCCCAUACCCACAGGUGGUGGUUGUGGGCUCUUGGCCUUGUGUCCAGGGGGAGAAGAGGACUCUGGGACCAUGCUGGUCUCACCUUGUCCCAGUGGGGAGGUGUUGGCCAUCCCUAGAGUCAUCAACCCAACCUCUUCCCUGUGCUCAGCUUGGAGGAGUCACCCAAGUGAGCAAAAAUGGCUUACAUCCCUGCCCCACCAUAGGGCUGUGCCCCUGUGUCACCAUCCUGGUCCUCCAUGGGCACAUCCUUGCAUCCCCAUCCAUGUGCCAUUUGGGCACAGCAUCCCCACCCCUGCUCUUCCAGUCUCAACAUCACCAUCCCCAACGACUCCAUCCCCAAUCUCCCCAUCCCUGUCCCAGCUCAGCAUCCUGCUCCCACCAUCCUCAGCCCUCUCCCCCCGCCCUGUCCCCAUGUCCCCACCACCCUGCUCACACCACCGUUUGCAGCUGCAUUUGGGCAGCGAAGCCCCUCCCCAAGUGCUGUGCCCCAAUGCAUCCGUGCCUCGAAAGCAGAGGAGUGGCCAUCCCGCUCCCGCCCUGGCCUCUGUGUGUUUACAUUCACGCUCUGCUUUGAAUAUUUUCCACCUCGCUCAAUGUAAAUGUUUACGGUGAGGCUGCAGGGCCGGUGCAGCGGGGAUGGCGUGGUGGGGCCACCCCACAGCUGCUCUUCCAUAAUGACAGCUGUCUGCCAUCAGAUGGAUGUGGUGCCACGCUCCUUGCGAGGGACAGGGUGUAGGAUGGGAUGUCCCCAUGCCUUGAGCCACAACACAGGGCAGCGGCCAGGUUGGCUCCAAGGGCAGAACCGUGCUUGGGAUGCAGUGGCUGUGCACAGUGCUGGGCAGAGCACAGUGCUGUGUUGUGCAGGCUGCUUUGUGGCUCACUGCUGUGCUGCCCACAUGGCCACGCACGCUGUGGUGCAGCCCUGCAGGAUGAGGUUCCCCCCCCAGCUAUUUUGCUGCCACAGCAAAGAGCAAACCCAACGGAGCAAAUUACAAGCAGACCAAGGCCGAAAUUUCCCAAAUUGCUGGUUGGGCUCGGGGCUGUGCUGAGCCGAGCCCUGUGGGCCCCUACCUUUCAUCUGCCCCAAAUUACACAGCACAGCCUGGGCGGUGCUGCCCUGCCCAGUCCCCAAAAACAGCAUCGUAAUGGUCGGUGGGUGCUGGCAGAGGGACCACCCCAAAUUGUGCUCUUUGCAGACAGGGACAGUGGUUCAGUGCUCCCCAGUGCUGCUUUAUUCCAAAUCUCAUCACGGACCCAUGGUCCUUGAGACGAGGAAUGGGGACACAUGGCACGUAGUGGGGCCUUGGCUCCAUCCCAGGCUCUCCUCUCCCUUUUAGGAUUUGCAGAUAAUUUAAGGUCGGGAUAAAGCAGCAGCUGUGAGCAGCCGGCGGGCUGCAGGCAGACGGACAGAUGCAUUAUUUCUGGGAGAGAGGGGGUGACGCCGGGUGAAACCUGAACUGCGUCGGGGAUGGAAAUGGGGACAGGGACAGGAAUGGAGAUGCCCACCCUCAUCCCCCACCCUGCGGUCCCAAAGCAGUGGCUUCUUAGGGGGAUUCUGGCAGGGUCCCCAGGGAGGCGGGAUGCAAAUAGCAAGGGGAUGAGGUCACUGCUUGAGUUACUUCAGCUGCAAUGGAGGGGAUGAGGGGCCAAGAAGGGUGGGAUGGGUGAUGCCCUCAUUCUGGAGAUGUUUCUGCACCUCAAGGCCACAAUGUGAGCCAUCAAAAGUCUCGGGGAACCAAGCCCCAAACCCUCCUCAUCCCUGUCCCUGUCUUGGGCCCCAUCCCUAUCCUUAUCCCUGUGGAUCUCAGGGUAACACCUCCCAACUCUCUCUCUAUCCUGGGGACAUUGCUCUGCCACGGGAUGAUGGGAGCUAUGUGACAAUCUGGCCUCCAGGGAAAGGCCAAAGCUGAAAGGGGGUGGCAGAAUGGACAUCUUUGGUGUGCCUGGUGGCAGACAGGGUGGAUAGGGUGUAAGGGGGGAUGAGCUGGAGGUGAUGGAGGGAGUGAAUGAGGUGGAUGGUAUGGGUGGAUGAAUGGGAUGGAAGAGACUGAUGGGACUGAUGGGGUGGAUGGGAUGGAUGGGAUGGGUGAGGCAGGUGAGCAGAGCUCUGCGUGCAGUUUUGAUCCCCUUUUGUUCCAAGGCAGAUGCAUGAUCAUGCUUUGCAGGACCAUGUGUCCUGAGCCCACAUCA